AUGCUUUCGACGUUCCUCUUGCUCUCUUCCCUCUGUCUCUUGAUCAUCUGGAGGUUCAGGAAGAUCAGGCGCUUCCCUUCGCCGCCAGGCCCCAAAGGGUGGCCUCUCAUCGGAAAUGCGUUCGACUUUCCUACCUCCAACCCGUGGGAGGUCUACUGCAGCUGGGCAAAGCAAUAUAACAGUGAUAUCCUAUACGGAAGUGCCCUCGGAACUCACAUCCUCGUCCUCAACAAUCGAAGCGACGCUGAAGAGCUCUUGGAGAGAAGGUCGCAUAACUAUUCCGGCCGGCCAUCCAUCCCAAUGGUCCACCUAAUGGGUUGGGACUAUAACAUCGGUCUUAUGGACUACGGGCCGCAGUGGCGCUUCCAUAGGAAAAUCUGUCAGCAAACCUUCCGUCAGGAAGCCGCCGUGUGUUAUUACCCCACGCAGGCCCGGAAGGUUCAUGAGAUAUUAGGGAAUUUGCUUCUAGCGCCUGAGAAAUUGAGGCUCACUGCAAGAUGCACUUUCAGGCUCUCGGUGGCCAUCCCGAUGGCGACCAUGUACGGCUACGACGUCAAGUCGUUCGAGGACGAAUUUAUCGACGUCGCAGAGAAAGGACAACACCUAGGAAAUAGGCUUCUCGUACCCGGCGCGACGCUCUUGAACAUAAUCCCCAUUCUCUGCCGCCUUCCGCCGAUCGCAGGCGCUGCGAGGCUGGCAGCCUACGUUAGACAGCUGACGGAGGAUAUGCAAAGGCUUCCCAUGGAGUUCGCAAAAAAUGCGAUGGCUGCAGGAGAUGCUAAACCGUCUUUAGUUACUUCCUUCCUCGAGAAGAAGGCUGCUGGACCCACACGAGAACUCGAGGAGGAAGAGCAGGCAAUUUCGAAGAUAGCGGCUACGGUAUACAGCGCUGCAGCCGACACGGUGGGCCCCUCCGAGCUAUGGCGUAUUCGGAUUCAGUCGAUUGACGAACAAUUUGCUUCAUAA
Molecule: messenger RNA, 966 nt
Organism: Cyclocybe aegerita
Lineage: Eukaryota; Fungi; Basidiomycota; Agaricomycetes; Agaricales; Hemipholiotaceae
Source: the annotation of a GenBank genome assembly